GAUUAUCAUCGUGAUUUUGCGUAACGUCAAUUUCGCGUAAUAUUAUUAUAUUUUUUUUUCGUGCAAACGUUUUCUUAUAUUUUAACGUUUUAUAAAGUGUAUUUAUUACCAGGAUGAGUAUUAUUAAUUUACCAAGUUUUGUACAAUUAGGACAAUGUGCAGGAAAAAUAUUACGUUUAUCUACACGAGCUAUUUCAGUGAAAGCACGUACCAAUCCUUUGGAAAAACCAAAAACUGGUAUAUUAAUGUUGAAUAUGGGAGGGCCAACUAGUGUAUCCCAAGUUUAUGGAUAUUUAUUACGUAUUAUGACAGAUCGUGAUAUGAUUCAGUUACCAAUUCAAAGUCAACUUGGACCAUGGAUUGCUAAACGUCGUACACCUGAAGUACAGAAAAAAUAUUCUGAAAUAGGUGGUGGAUCUCCUAUUCUAGAAUGGACUAAUAAGCAGGGUGAAUUGUUAUGUAAAAAAUUGGAUCAACUUUCACCAGAAACUGCACCACAUAAAUAUUAUGUAGCUUUUCGUUAUGUCGAUCCUCUUACAGAAGAUGCACUUAAUGAAAUAGAAGAAGAUGGAGUAGAACAUACAAUCAUAUUUUCACAAUAUCCACAAUAUAGUUGUGCCACAUCUGGAUCUAGUUUUAAUGCUAUACAUGCAUUCUAUAAAAAUAGAGAAUUACCAAAAAAUAUGAAGUGGAGUAUAAUAGAUAGGUGGGCGACACAUCCACUUUUUGUCAAAACUAUUGCACAGAGAAUUAAGGAUGAGCUUGCACAUUUUCCUGAUGACAAAAGAAAAGAUGUUAUGAUUUUAUUUUCUGCCCAUUCUCUUCCAUUAAAGGCAGUAAAUAGAGGAGAUCCAUAUCCUUCUGAAGUUGGAGCUACGGUUCAGUUAGUUAUGCAAGAAUUACAAUUUUGCAAUCCAUACAGUUUAGUAUGGCAAUCAAAAGUUGGACCUUUACCCUGGUUAGCUCCAUUUACGGAUGAUGCAUUAAAGGGUUAUGUAAAACAAGGAAGGAAAAAUUUUAUUUUAGUACCUGUUGCAUUUGUUAAUGAACAUAUAGAAACGCUUCAUGAAAUGGAUAUCGAAUAUUGUCAAGAUUUAGCAGAGGAACUUGGAAUUGAAAAUAUAAGAAGAUCCGCGGCACCGAAUGAUCAUCCAUUAUUUAUAGAUGCUUUAACGGAUAUCGUUGUUAAUCAUUUACGAUCAAAACAGAGUAUAAAUCCGAAAUUUUUGACCCGAUGUCCUCAUUGCGUGAAUAAAAAUUGUGGACAGAGUAAACAGUGGUUUGCUGAAAUUUGUAGGUCUUAAAACUAAUGUAAUGCUAUAAACUAAGUUCUAUAUUUAAGUAUUAUAUUUUUUUAUAUAUAUAUAUGUAUACAUAUGUGACUAUUUACUUCGCAAGUUAAUAAAUAUAUUUGGGAACGGA
Vespula vulgaris is the source of this 1422-nucleotide messenger RNA. RefSeq names its product ferrochelatase, mitochondrial (gene FeCH). Bases 114 to 1304 code for a protein of 396 amino acids. Gene Ontology annotation, molecular function: protoporphyrin ferrochelatase activity. NCBI's taxonomy places the organism in Eukaryota, Metazoa, Arthropoda, Insecta, Hymenoptera, Vespidae. The record is from RefSeq and is a predicted model, not a curated record. Gene Ontology annotation, biological process: heme biosynthetic process. The transcript has 8 exons.